UGAAUUCAACAGUUGGAAAAUUAAGCGCAGCCAAACUUGUCCUAAGUCAAAAUAAGCUUAAUUGCAACAAAUUUCCAUGGAACUUUCCUUUCCAUUUUCUUAGGAGUGUGAACUAAUUUUGUAGCAUUUACUAGUCUAUUAUAAGAAGGAAAUUCCAAUUUUUGCACCAUAAGCUUGCUUUAUAAUAACAGGUUUCAUGUUUCACAGAGUUCAUACCUCUUAAAUAUUUUCAUUCAUACACUCAAGAUCAUAUCCUUUGUUCAUAUUUCAUCAGCUAAGAACAAGGAUACAAUCUGUUUUUCAGUCAGUGGAUUAACAAUAUUAACCACUCAAGCAUUGAUGAUGGCUGAUAGAAGACACCAGCAUCCAACAGUAGCACAAAAAUUUGGUUCACAAUUUCAUCUAAGAUCAAACAUUUCUCCACAUGUUGCAACUUCCUAUAGAAGUUUGGAAAAACCUGUUCUAUUUCAGCAACAUGUUGGUUCAGUUACUUCAUCACAUAUGUUUGUUCCGUCACCGUCGGAGAAAAACUUUGCAAGCUUUGCAACUGAUUUUCUGAUGGGUGGAGUUUCUGCAGCAGUGUCCAAAUCUGCAGCCGCUCCUAUAGAGCGCGUAAAGCUUCUGAUUCAAAACCAAGAUGAAAUGAUUAAGGCUGGUAGGCUUUCUGAACCUUACAAAGGUAUUGGAGAUUGUUUUGGAAGAACAAUCAAAGAUGAAGGAUUUGCUUCACUUUGGAGAGGAAAUACUGUCAAUGUUAUCCGUUACUUCCCUACACAGGCAUUCAACUUUGCAUUCAAAGACUACUUUAAGAAGCUAUUUAACUAUAAGCAAGAGAGGGAUGGAUAUUUGAAAGUGUUUGCAGGAAAUAUUGCAUCUGGUGCAGCAGCAGGAGCUUCAUCUUCCGUCUUUGUUUACUCAUUGGAUUACGCACGAACUCGCCUUGCAAAUGACGCCAAGGCCACGAAGAAAGGAGGAGAGAGGCAAUUCAAUGGCUUGAUUGAUGUCUACAGAAAGACAUUCCGAUCAGAUGGUAUUGCUGGUCUUUACCGUGGCUUCAAUGUUUCGAUUGUUGGAAUCAUUGUCUACCGUGGUUUGUAUUUUGGAUUGUAUGAUUCUCUUAAGCCAGUGCUCUUGGUAGGAACAUUGCAGGAUAGUUUCCUUGCUAGCUUUGUUCUAGGAUGGGCUGUUACAGUUGGUGCUAGUGUUGCAUCUUACCCUUUAGACACCGUCCGUAGAAGAAUGAUGAUGACAUCAGGUGAAGCUGUAAAGUACAAGAGUUCUUUGGAUGCUUUCUCACAAAUUGUGAAAACUGAAGGUCCAAAAUCUCUCUUCAAAGGUGCUGGUGCAAACAUUCUUCGAGCUGUUGCCGGCGCUGGUGUGCUUGCAAGUUAUGAUAAACUUCAGGUGCUUAUGUUGGGAAAGAAAUAUGGUUCUGGUGGAGCUUAAUUAUCAAAAAGAGAGAAUAUAACAUAUAAGAUGGUGAUGAUGAUGAUGAUGAUGAUGAUGAUGAUGA
This is a messenger RNA of Trifolium pratense (red clover), 1513 nucleotides long. Its product is annotated as ADP,ATP carrier protein 1, mitochondrial-like. Gene Ontology annotation, molecular function: ATP:ADP antiporter activity. Lineage: Eukaryota; Viridiplantae; Streptophyta; Magnoliopsida; Fabales; Fabaceae. Gene Ontology annotation, cellular component: mitochondrial inner membrane. The coding region runs from base 340 to 1446 and encodes 368 amino acids. The record is from RefSeq and is a predicted model, not a curated record. The transcript is spliced from 4 exons. Gene Ontology annotation, biological process: mitochondrial ADP transmembrane transport; mitochondrial ATP transmembrane transport.